UGUUUCCAAACACCAUGUAAAUUGGGGACUGAAUUGACUAUUCAAUUGUAAGCAGUAGAGAGUGGGAUUUGUCCAACAGUAUCGCCAAACGCUAAACCCUAUUCAGUCCCUUCAAGGCCUGUUCGUACUUCGUAGAUUAUAGAUUUAUAUUUUGUUUCAAUUUGUAAAUUUGUUAAUCUUUCAUUUGUUGUUCUAUGUCCAAUUACAAAUAAAUCUCGUGAAAGCUUGUUGUUUUGAAAAAAAAAUGACGAAAAAUUGGCAGUGGGCAGUGGAUUACUUAUCUGUGACUCAAUCUUUGGCGAUAAAACAUGGUAUGAAUUCAUGCAAGUAUCCAUAUCUUCUUGCUGUUAUUGCUUCAGUGGGUUGCGUGAAUUCUCUUGUUCUGAAAGUUCUGUCGUGAUUACAAAGAAUUUGCAAGAUUAAGGGGAAAUUAGGGCCUAAUAUUUACAGAGGUGUUAUGUCAUAGUGACUGCAUACUACCUGUAUGACAAAUUGUCCAGAGAAACAUGAAGAAGGGGAUGGCAUAAAGGACAGAUAAGAUGGAGUGUAGCAUGGAAAAUUAUUGGAUAGUCCCCCAAGAUGAUCUGGAGCUAUGUAUUAGCCGGCUUUGUCUUGCGCAACGACUGUUAGAUUUUCGAUGUCACUAUGCACAUUCCAAUAUUUGAGUGACCCCCAACAACUCCUGGUGGAUCUGGGAGCAUGAAGAAUGUUGGGAGGAGGAAGAACUACUGCAAAAUUUUGCUUGAAAAUUGAAUCUCAUCUCAGUUGUAAUCUUUGUAUAAUUGUAUUUUGAGUGAGUGACGAGGGAAACCCACACCCACUACCCAAGGGUGUGCGUUGGGUAAACUCGCCUUGUGACCCUAACUUGCAAAGGAUCGCAAGAAAGUAAACCAGCCUUGGGUAGUGCACGAGGUAAUCUUUAUAUUUAAUGGUCCCUGAACAAGAUUUAUAUAUGUUGUGGGCUGAAUAAGUAGCUUUUGCCAAAUAUGAUCCAGUUGCUUGGGCAAUCUUCUUAAUAGUCUCUCCCUUUUUGUUAAGCAAUUUUUUAAUUUUUAUUUUUGGGUUUUGGUCAAAGAUUAAUUCAAGAAUUUACUUUAGUUUGAACAACAAUGAAAUGUUUUGGUCAAUGUCUACCCUAAAACAAAUCUCAACCAAACAGUUGGCUUUUGCCCUUCACUUAAACAGAUCUGUCUCUAUAACUGAUAACUACUCUCCUCUCUCUCCCCCUCUCCGAGAUAAACUCUAUCCAUUUACCAUCUCGAAUGAGCUAUAAAUAAGUGAGAAAGAGUUGGUUAAAUUACCAAAUCCAAAUAUAAUGCAUCACUUACAAGUGAAAAGCAACCUUAAUCUUGUUGGUACAUAUAAUGAAACAAUCAUGCUUAACCAUGGAGGUAGUAAUGAGGUCCCUCUCUGCCCUAAACCGCGACGACUCGCCUCCACCGCUCUCCCUGAGUUCCUCAAGCCCCUCAGAUGCACCAAACACAGCCAAACGAGUUUUGAUGGUGGAAGAAGUGAAAUUCUCAACAUAAUCGGUGGUGACCACCAAAAGGUAAGAGAUGGACGGGAUUCAACAAUGUGCAGUGGGUGCUCGCCCUCGUGUUACUCAGGCUCUCCUCCCGGCCGGACAGAUAACCCGUUGAUCCAUGACGUGCAAUUUGCUCAUCAAAUGGAGCUUUUUUCGCCGUUAAAUCGAACUAAGCUUUCUGAUAAAUUUGGGUUCACCUCUGCCUCCCCGGCCUGAGACCUGAGAUCUGAGCUCUCGGCGUCAGAGAUGGUGGAAAACCCACCACAAUUUUUCCUUUCUCAGGCUUAGCACACUGUCCAAACCGUACGUGAUAAUGAGUUAUUUUUUAUGUAAAUACUGCAUGCAUGCAUGUGACAAUUAUAUGGGAUCCCUUUAAUGUAACAUGUAAAUAAUAUCAUUAAUGUUGUUGUGAUCGCUAAGCAUAAUAAAAAGGUCUUUUCUUUCGCCAUUUUAUCACA
This is a messenger RNA of Ipomoea nil (Japanese morning glory), 1983 nucleotides long. RefSeq lists its product as uncharacterized. The record is from RefSeq and is a predicted model, not a curated record. The transcript has 5 exons. The coding region runs from base 1316 to 1741 and encodes 141 amino acids. NCBI's taxonomy places the organism in Eukaryota, Viridiplantae, Streptophyta, Magnoliopsida, Solanales, Convolvulaceae.